UCGAUAUGGCAAAUAAUUAGUCACUCGCAAAAAUUCAUUCGUCGUUGAUUUCUCGCAUAAAAACAACGCUUAAGCGGUUGAAAUUUCUGCAUUAACAAAUUCUUCACCAUUUUAUUACAUUUUGUGUACAUACGAAGCCAACAACAGCCGCAAAAAUGUUCUCAUGCUGUCGUGCAAAUUCAAAAGCAGCUAAAAAGGAUAAGGACAAGGAUAAGCAUAGUAAAAGCGACGACGAUGCAACAAACGAACAAGAAACAAACCCAACAAACGAACCAGAAACUGAAAAACAGGAAACCGAAACCGAAACGGAGGCCAAAGUAAACGGCAAUAUGUCAGCAACAGAAGUCGCAACUGAACCCGAACCCGAACCCGAACCUAUAAACCAACUGGAACCCAAGGAGGCAACUGUCGAUAGAAAUGCUCCAGAUGAUGUUGUUAUUGAGCCUCAAACUGCCAUCGAUAUAGAAGCCACAGCGGUGCGUUCGACGCACUCUUCCACGUCAACAGCGCCUCCCGCCUCGAUGACCAGUGUGGACACUGAUGAUGAUGAUGAUGAUAAAGAUGGUGUCGGAGCUGGAGUUAAAGCUGCACCUCCACAGCAGCAACAGCAGCAGCAACAACAACAACAACAUCAACAACAACCGACCAAGAGCUGUCUGUCGCGUCACAAUUCGACGCAUCAAUCAAUCAAGAAGAAGGUGAACAUUAGCACACGGGCCGAGAUUAUUGAGCCGGAGCCAUCGCCAACAUCACUGCUGAUGUCGGCCAAUCACAACAACAACAACAACAAUUCACUGGCGGAUGACGACGAAGUGUUCUCGGACUCCCUGCCACCGCCCAAGCGUGAGAGCAUGUGUGCUCCCUACAUUGAGGGUGAAUUGCUGCCAGAGACUUUGGUCUUUGCCCACGGAUUGCCGGCAUGGUUUGAUGAUGAGCGUCUUAACGAUAUCGGCUGCAUUGAGCCACCCGUCACGCCCGUGGGACGCGAUGAGCUGGAGCUAAAACGUCAGCGACUCUACACGGAGCUGUUGCGAGCGGCACACGCCGCCGUCGAGCACAGCGUGGCCGUGCGCGAUAACGAAUCGGAAUCAAAGCCUACGGCUGCCGUUGAGCAUUUGGAAAGGAUUUGUGAGCGCUUGGAAACGUUAGUGGAUCGUUUGGAGCACACGCUUAUUGCACCAGCGUCAGCGCCAGAAAUUAAACCAGAGAUUGGGAUACAAACACCAUCACCACCACCGCCGCCACCGCUAACACCAACGCCACCGCCAGUAGCCGCUGUUAGUGCUCCACCUUUAAGCAACAACAUGAGUGUCGCCGGCUUUGAGGACAUCAUGGCGGGGCCAUUGAGCCAAUAUCUCACGCUGUCUGCCAAAAUUGGGGGCGAUGUUGCCCAGCACGCGAAAUUCGUCAAGGCGGCUUUUGACGCUCAAUUGCGUUACGUGACGCUGGCCACGGAAAUAGCUCAGCCGGCGCAGCCAAAGCAAAUGGAAUUGUUGCAGCCAACAUCGACGCAAAUUAGCGCCGUCCAGGAUUAUCGCGAGAAGCAUCGUUCGUCGCCGCUAUUCAAUCACUUGUCGGCCAUAAGCGAGAGUAUUCCCGCCCUAGGCUGGGUGUGUGUGGCAAUGAAGCCGGGUCCGUUGGUCAAGGAGAUGAACGAUGCAGGGCAAUUCUAUACGAAUCGUGUGCUCAAGGAGUGGAAGGAGAAGGAUGCCACGCAUGUGGAAUGGGCACGCGCUUGGAUUCAGACUCUCACGGAACUGCAGGCCUACAUUAAGCAGUAUCAUACAACGGGUCUGGUGUGGUCCGGCAAGGGUGCGGCACCAGCGGGUGGUGCUCCACCACCACCACCACCUGGCGGUCUGCCACCACCACCACCACCACUAGAUCUGAGUGCGCUUAAACUGGACAGCGCUGGCGAUGAACGUAGUGCGCUCUUUGCCCAAAUCAAUCAAGGCGCCGACAUAACCAAGAAUUUAAAGAAGGUUACCGGCGACAUGCAAACCCACAAGAAUCCAUCGCUGCGCACUGGGCCAGCUCCCUUCAAGACGCCCGCCAGCAGCAGCAGCGGUCCAGCAAUUGCCGCAUCCGUCAAGGAGCCUGUGUUUACCCGCGAUGGCAAGAAGUGGCUAAUUGAGUAUCAGAAGAACAACACUGGUCUGCUUGUGGACAAUGCUGAAAUGAACAAUGUGGUUUACAUGUUCCGCUGUGAGGGAUCCACGCUCACUGUCAAGGGCAAGGUCAACAACAUUGUGCUGGAUUCUUGCAAAAAGUGUUCGUUGUUGUUCGAUUCGGUUGUUGCUUCCGUUGAGUUUGUCAACUGCCAGAGCGUUCAGAUGCAGGUAUUGGGUUCGGUGCCAACUGUUUCCAUUGAUAAGACCGAUGGUUGCCAAAUGUAUUUGUCCAAGGAUUCAAUGGGCGUUGAAAUUGUCAGCUCCAAGUCAUCGGAGAUGAAUGUACUCUUGCCGGAGGCCAGUGGUGACUUUACCGAAUUGGCUUUGCCGGAGCAGUACAAGACCUUUAUUAAUGGUAAAACCCUCAAGACUGUGUGCGUCGACAGCCUUGGCUAAAAUGUGGUCGGAAGACCGUAAUCCAUGGGCGUCGCUGAUUGCUUUUUAAAUUCCCUUCUUCGUAUCCCAUUUGUAUUGAUCCAGAUUGCAGCAAGCAAAAUAAUUAAUUUUAAGCACACCUUUCGUAUCUGUGUAUUUAUCAUUUUAUAUAUCAUACGAGAGUUUAAAAAACUGUUGCCAAAUUAUUGCUGCUGGCCAAUAUGGGGCAAAAAAAAAAGUAUUCAUAAUUUGCAUAAAUAUUUAUUUGUAAUUGUAAUUGCAAUCAUCAGCAACGCGACGUAACCCAAACGAUAAUCUAAUUGUAUUUAUAUUAAAUUUAAUGAGAAUAUGCAC
Molecule: messenger RNA, 2900 nt
Organism: Drosophila innubila
Lineage: Eukaryota; Metazoa; Arthropoda; Insecta; Diptera; Drosophilidae
Gene: capt
Product: adenylyl cyclase-associated protein 1
Exons: 8
Coding region: 156-2567 (803 amino acids)
Biological process (GO): cytoskeleton organization; cell morphogenesis; regulation of adenylate cyclase activity
Cellular component (GO): cytoplasm
Molecular function (GO): adenylate cyclase binding; actin binding
Source: RefSeq, a predicted model, not a curated record